This is a messenger RNA of Polychytrium aggregatum, 762 nucleotides long. RefSeq names its product thioredoxin-like protein. Gene Ontology annotation, cellular component: mitochondrial inner membrane. The record is from RefSeq and is a predicted model, not a curated record. The transcript has 4 exons. Gene Ontology annotation, molecular function: copper chaperone activity; copper ion binding. Lineage: Eukaryota; Fungi; Chytridiomycota; Chytridiomycetes; Polychytriales. Gene Ontology annotation, biological process: mitochondrial respiratory chain complex IV assembly; intracellular copper ion homeostasis. The coding region runs from base 1 to 762 and encodes 253 amino acids.
AUGCACCAGGCCCUCGCUCGUCCCUGCGUUCGUGCUGCCUGUGCUCCUCUCGCCCGAUCCUUUUCAGCAUCGCCAGAGAGUCCCAAGUCUGACCUCAGCCGGGGCGACUUUUUCAAACUGCUCGCUCGAUCGCUGGGCUUCAUUGGCCUGUCGGGCCUGGGUCUGUUCGGAUGGUUCCACUACGAAAAGCUCAAGGUCGAGGAGCGUCGCCAAAAGUCCAAGAACCAGUCCGUCGGGAAGCCCCUGGUCGGCGGCCCCUUCUCGCUGGUCGACCACGAAGGCAACCCCGUUACCGACAUGGAUUACCGGGGCAAGUACAUGCUCCUGUACUUUGGCUACACCUUCUGUCCCGAUGUCUGUCCCGAGGAGCUCGAGAAGAUGGCUGCCAUCGUCGAUCUGUUCGACAAGAAGGAGAACCACGUCCCAUAUGAAAUCGUUCCCAUCUUCAUCUCGUGCGAUCCCAAGCGCGACUCUGUCCAGUCGAUCCGAGAGUACAUCCGAGAAUUCCAUCCCAAGUUUGUUGGGUUGACGGGCACCUACAACCAGAUCAGGAAGGUUGCCAAGGCCUACCGGCUGUACUUUAGUGCCCCGCCCAAGGCCGUCGACGAUGAUGAGACCGACUACCUGGUCGACCACUCGAUCUUCUUCUACCUCGUCGACCCCAGCGGCCGGUAUCAGGCACACUUUGGCAAGCAAGAGACGGCCGAGAGCGUCGUCGCCAAGAUCAAGGACGCCAUCGCCGAGUACAAUUCGCAGAAAUAA